AUGGCAGAACUCGAGAUCGCCGACACCGACCCGGCUCUCGUCAAUGUCCUCGACCCCCUCCCAGCGCGACAGAAGAGCGCGCUCCUACUCUGCUUCUGCCUUGCUGUCUUCAUGGAUGUGGCAGGAACCUCCGCAGCAUUCAUCAUGACGGCGCCGAUCGCCGCCGACCUCGGCCUCGACAUCGGUAACAGCAUUUGGGUCGUGUAUGCGUACAGCAUCCCUUUCGCAGCCCUCCUCCUGUUCGCCGGACGCGUGUCAGACCUCUACUCUCCGAGCCUGGUAUUCACAGCAGGCUUCCUUGGGUGCGGUAUCCUCAACCUCGUCAUAUCGUUCAUGAACAACAAGUAUGCGUUCUUGGUGCUGCGGGCGGCAAGCGCCGUCUUCGCGGUCUUCACCCUCCCGUCGAGUGUCAACAUGAUCGUGCAGAUGUACCAGAACCGCAAGGAACAGGCAGGGGCGCUGGUAUACUACUCCUUGGCGGGAGCGCUUGCGAACACGGUCGCCUUUGUUAUCGCCGGAGGGUUCCUGGUUGCCUCAUGGAGGUGGUACUUCCGCUUUGUGGCAAUGAUCAUCAUUCCGCUUUCGGGGCUGAGCUUCUGGAUGCUCCCCUGCGUUCAACCCGUUGUCCGGUCGAUGCGAGGAGUGGACAAAUGGAAGCGCAUGGAUGUGCUUGGCGCCGAUCUUCUGCUGGCUCUUCUGGUGCUUUUCAUGCUGGCGUGGACGCAAGUUGAAGGCCAGGGAUGGAGACAUCCGCUUUUCAUUGCCCCGCUCGUCAUCUCGCUUGUACUCCUUCCACUUUUCCUGCUGUGGGAGGACCGGCUUCCUGUCGGCUUCUCCCUGCUCCCGCAUGGACUGUGGCACCUCCCAAACAUCGCACCGCUCGUUCUCUCCGGCCUUACGCUCUUCCUCUGGUACGCGCCUUAUCAGCUUCGCAUGGCGACAUACUUCCAAGUGGUUUUGCGUGAUUCUGCCAUAAUCACGGGUGUCAAAAUCCUCCCCAUGGGCAUCACGGCGUGUCUCGUCGGAGGCGUGGCGCAACAAGCCACAGUUCUCCUCCAGAAACCAAGGUACUCCGUGCCCAUUGCGAGCGCCCUGUGCUUUGGUUCCGGCAUUCUCCUCGCCUUCUCAGGUGGCGGUCAUGGCAAGGACUACUGGCGAUACAUCUUCCCCAGCCAGGUUAUCGGCACCACUGGCGCAAUGACUAUCUACGUCGUCAUGAACACUAAUCUCAUCCAGACAUUCCCCCAAGGGUUUGCCGGGGUCGCAGGUAGCUUCGUCCAGGUGCUCUUUCAAGUUGGCGCCGCGAUCGGCAAUGCCGCGCAGGCGGGCUUCCUUGGUUCCCACACCAAUCCAGCAGAGCAGAGUGUGGCGCUGGCUGACUGGAAGCGUUCGCGUGACAGCUUCUUCUUCACCUCGGCGGUGAUCGCCGCAUCGGGGAUCGCCUUCGCUGUCCUGUUCCGCCACGAUCGCAUGUCCAACGUCGUGGCCACAAAUGAGAAUGCCGCAGCUGAGGCGCAACGCGAGGCCGCGCGGGAUGCGGAGGCGCGCCAGAGUAGUGACGUCCCUAUCAUAAACUGA
Messenger RNA from Cutaneotrichosporon oleaginosum, 1578 nucleotides. RefSeq lists its product as uncharacterized. Gene Ontology annotation, biological process: transmembrane transport. The record is from RefSeq and is a predicted model, not a curated record. Gene Ontology annotation, cellular component: membrane. NCBI's taxonomy places the organism in Eukaryota, Fungi, Basidiomycota, Tremellomycetes, Trichosporonales, Trichosporonaceae. Gene Ontology annotation, molecular function: transmembrane transporter activity.